AUGCCCAAAACUAAGCGCUCGGAAGCCACGGUUAGGCGAGAUUAUGCUGCCCUUAUUGCUAAGUGGGAGGACGGGGACCUUGCGGCUGAUCCUGGUCGCAGGGGCCGUAUGCCUUCUGAACUUGUGAAAAUUAAAGAAUCAAUUAUUGAGAAGCAAAAGAGAAAGAACGUUGACCAAUGGUUCGCUCCUAAUAGCAAGGGCCAUAGCUUUAGUGAUCCUCCGGCUGCGACAGCUAUGGAGGAGGGAGGUAACGCCGUUGUAUAA
Messenger RNA from Perkinsus marinus ATCC 50983, 264 nucleotides. RefSeq lists its product as hypothetical. The coding region runs from base 1 to 264 and encodes 87 amino acids. The transcript is spliced from 2 exons. The record is from RefSeq and is a predicted model, not a curated record. Lineage: Eukaryota; Perkinsozoa; Perkinsida; Perkinsidae.